Molecule: messenger RNA, 2815 nt
Organism: Blepharisma stoltei
Lineage: Eukaryota; Ciliophora; Heterotrichea; Heterotrichida; Blepharismidae
Source: the annotation of a GenBank genome assembly
AUGACAGUGAUCUUUAUUUUAAUAACUUGCGUUGUAUUGACUCUUUCAGCUUGCCCGUAUGGGAGCUUGUCUGUUUCUGGGGAAACUCGCUGCAAUAUUCCAAAAUACAUGGUUGACUCCAAAAUAUGCGCAAAUGACUGUCCAUCUCUUUUCGAACCAGAUCUGCUAAAUUGCCCUACAUGCUUUAAUUAUUGCGGCAAACCCAGAGAAGAAAACGCAAUUUUAUUUACUUUAGAGUUUUUUGGCCUUCAAGAAUUAAUGUCUAACUAUAUAGAGGAUUCAUCAGGUUCUGGCUUAAAAUUUAUAAAUCCAGAUGAUAUCCCGUAUAGCGACCCAUCGCAAAACUCCCCACUCCCCACAUUAGACCGUGGCUUUUAUUUUGCGACUUCAUCAGGGAUAAUUAGUGAUCGUAACCUUAUCCCUGGGCUUUAUUUUAUUUUGAAGCUAUGGAUAAAGCCUUUUGUAGAUGGAGACAUGCUAAAUGUCCAAAUCGGCCAAACUACAUAUAUAAGAAUAUGAGCGGACUUAGGAGCCUUUAAGCUGAGCGCAUUAGUUUUAGACUCAAAUGGAUUUCAAGCUCAAGUUGUUGAGUCAAGCACUAUUUCUUAUUACUCAUCUUGGCAUUAUGUUUCAAUAUAUAUUAACCAGAUUUCAUGUGAUACAGGCUCAAUUAAUUUUGAAAUAAAUAAGCAAGAAGCUGGUACAACUAUUUUAAGUGGCUAUGAAAUAAAUUUUCCAAGUGGGGCUUAUACAUGGACUUUGGGAAAUACAGGUGGAAGGAAUUCAUUUAGGGGGUUUAUUUAUUGGCUUCAAGCAAGAGCUGAUAAUGAUGCAAGCUAUCCAGCUAUAACUCCUAUUGUUGAUUGUGUUGACAAACAAUACUGAGAUGGGGCGUUAUGCCAAGAUUGCGAUAUUAAUUGUCCAACUUGGCCUUGGUGCAUUAGAGGAAGUGACUGCAAAUAUUGCCAUAUUGAAGAUUGUAGUGUUUGUACAGGGUAUUCUGCUAAUUCAUGCACUUCAUGCUAUACAGGAAUUCCUCCACUAUGCUGUGAUCACUUAGGAAGAGAAUGUUCUCAGACUUGGACAAAUACAUUGUGCAGUAAUGGGGUGCCCAAUGAGGGGGUUUGCCUAUAUGAGACUCCAUAUGGGUGGUGGAACUGUGGAGGCUCUUCUUGUUUUGAAGUUUUAGCAGCUGAUUUUAAUGGCCCUUUUCAAGGAAUUUAUUCUUCAGCUCUAGUUACAGGCAGCAACUCUACAACCUAUAAUUACUGGAACUUUCCAGAAGCGUCUGAUCCAUUUCCAGCAAAAAAUCGAGGCCUUUAUUUUAACUCUAGCCAAUUUUUGAGCGGGUCUAUAAAUUUGUCAAAUACUUGGAGCAUAGGCAUAUGGGUCUAUGCUAUUUCUGGGACUAUAAUUAGUGAUAGUACUAAUACACUUAUUAUAAAAGCUAAUGGGACUAUUAACUUUGGCUUAGAAAAAUGAGAUGGAACAGCUUCUAGCUAUUCUGUAUCAAUACCUUUGGCUCCCAGUUUAUGAAGCUACAUUUCUUAUUCAAUUGGGUUUUCAAAUAAAGCUACAACCUUAACACCAUUUAUAAAUAAUAAUGCUGGCACUGCAGUUACUAUCAUAAACUUCGUUUUUAGAUUACCAAGCGGCCAAAAAUUGUACAUCGGUAAAGGCUUUCCAAAUUUUAAAGGGUUUAUUAGUUAUUUUCAGUUAUGAGGGAUAACUAUUGCAGAAUUUUCUACCCCUUAUAAUUUAUAUGGGUUUACAAAUGGCGUGGUAUCAGCUUUAUGGCCUUGUGAUUUUUCUCAUUAUUACGAUGGAAACACAUGCAAGCCAUGCUCAGACUCAUACACGAUGGGUUGUACUAGAGAAGCAUCUUGCCGCAUUUUUGAUGAUUUUUUAUGCUCUCAGUGCUCGUCAUUUUUAUAGUAAUUGCCCGAGGAUGGCGCUAUCUUACGCCAUCCUCGGGCAAUUCAAAAAAUGGCCCCAAACCGGGAAUUGAACCCACGUGUGGGGCCAUUUUUGGUAUGUGGAGAACAUCGACUUCCACGCACCAAAAUGGCCCCACACGUGGGUUCAAUUCCCGGUGUGGGGCCAUUUUUUAAAUUGCCUUAGGAUGGCGCAAGAUAGCGCCAUCCUCGGGCAAUUACAAUAGCAAACACUUGCACUUAUUGUAUUUCUAACGCUUUUGGGUCUCCAUGUAAGCUCUAUUCUGGAGAGCACCAGCCUCCAAAUAAAGCUUUUUAUAGCUCAUCAGCACACUUAGGCUGUUUAGAAUGAUGGCUUAAAAGCACCAUUUAUCAAUUUCCUAAAUUGUAGAAAUUCUGGAUUAUUUUUAUAUGAAAAAGCUUGCCAAAUCAUUUUUUGGGAUUAUAAUUGAUAUUUAUGAAAAAAAACAACAAUUUCAUACCGAUCUAAAUGAGUGGGUAAGCUAUACUCUGUCUGCUAUACUGGAUGUGCUACAUGCACAGAUUCUCUAUAUUCUUCAUGUACUUCCUGCAACCUUGGCUAUUUUUUAUAUAAUGGCAUGAUGUGUCUAAUAAACUGUCCUACAGGGUAUAUAGAGGAUUCUUCUACGAAUGCCUGCAUUUUUUCAUCCAGUGUCGGAUUGAGUUUAAAUUUUUAUGAUGAAAUAAAGCUUGAUUCAAUUUCAGGAGCUCAGGUAGGGCUUACCAAUAACACUUAUCCAAUCUAUGAUACUAGAGAUCCAUAUCCACAGUAUCAGCAAGGCUACUAUUUUAAAUCUACUAGCUCUAUUACAGCUAACACUGUAAUUGGUCCAUAUUUUACAAUAUCUCUAUGAAUAUAA